AUGGUGCGAGCGGUGGUAGUUGGUGGAAGCUCGGGGAUGGGCAGCGCGUUCGCUAGGCAUGCAGUCAGGCAAGGGGGAGAAGUGAUCAUCUGCUCCAGGUCCCAAGAGAAGCUGGACAAGGCAGCAGAUGCUAUAGCGAGUGCGGGAGGUGAGGGGGCAAGAGAGAGGGUCAGGACCAAGGUGCUCGACAACACAAACGAAGAGGAAGUGAAGAAGUUCUUUGAAGAGCUCCCUCCAUCGUCCUUCGACGCUCUCGUUGUAACCGCGCUCGGGAGAGCUGCCCAUGGCUCGUUCCUCCAGCUCGAGACCUCCAAGGCGAGGGAAGUGAUGGAAGGUAAGCUUUGGGGGCCAUGGUAUUGCGCCAAGUACGGUGCCCCGAAGAUGGCAGCGGGGGGUGCCAUCGUCUUCGUAAGUGGAGUGCUCAACAGACGUCCAGGGCUCAACUGUUCUCCUCUCGGUGCUGCUAACGGUGCGGUAGAGGCCCUAACACGGUCUCUCGCACUCGAGCUAGGUCCCCAACUCAGGGUGAACUGCCUUUCCCCUGGUUUCGUUGACACGGAGAGGUUUGAUCACAUGGAAGCAGAAAAGAAGACGCAGAUGAUGGACGCUACUGCUGCAUCCCUGCCGCUCAAGUGCGUGGGGGAUCCGGACGUGAUCGGGGAGGCGUUGUACUUUCUGGCUACCAACAAGUUCACGACUGGGGUGGUGCUGGAUGUAGAUGGCGGGCAUCAGAUCCGUCAGUACGCUCUCCCCAACGAUGUGUACCACUCUCUGCGGGCGAGCGGGACGUUGCCAGCCAUCUUCCAACUCCAGCCGUGA
Molecule: messenger RNA, 819 nt
Organism: Guillardia theta CCMP2712
Lineage: Eukaryota; Cryptophyceae; Pyrenomonadales; Geminigeraceae
Exons: 1
Coding region: 1-819 (272 amino acids)
Molecular function (GO): oxidoreductase activity
Source: RefSeq, a predicted model, not a curated record